GUGAAACUUGAAGCUAAGUUUGACAUAAACGGAGCACAGAAAAGACCUGAGACGCCAUUGCAAUGUUGUAUGUAUAGAAAGAUAAAGAAAGAUCUCUACUAUAAAUGCAACACACAAGAGUCUACCUCAAAGGAACACAGAUUUGGUGAGUCAGGCCGUUUAAGGAUAAUUAACAUAUCAGAAAAUGGCUGAUAAAACCGCUCUUGAUGAAAGUUUCCUGAACUGCCACGUAUGUUCAGAGACUUCCAGAGAUCCUGUGUCUCUGAGCUGCAACCACAGCUUCUGUUCAAGCUGCCUGCAGAAAUUCUGGGAACAAGCUGAAAAUAAAAACUGUCCCAUUUGUAAAAGAAAAUACUCAAACAAUUAUGUGAAUUUUGCACUAAAGAAACUCGAUGACUCCUUUGCUGAGAGGCAGAAUAAUGGUUCAUCUGAGACAGAAAAAGAAAAGCAGAAAGAGGAAGUCUUUUGUGAUAAACAUUCAGACGUCCCUUAUUGGUUCUGUGAGGACGAGCAGAGAGCUGUGUGUCCUGUCUGUGAGUUUUCUCUCCACAAGAGUCACAGGGUGGUUCCUAUAGAACAAGCAGUCAGUGACCUGAAGGGCCAGCUGAAAUCUGACUUAGAGUCUCUGCAGGACAAGAGGGACAAAUACAAACAAGUGGAGAAAACAUACAAUGAAGUGAUUCAACACUCCAAGAAGCAGCUGUUGUCCACAGAGAGGCAGAUCAGAGCCGAGUUCAACAAGCUCCACCAGUUCCUGAAAGAGGAAGAGGAGUCCAGACUGGCAGCUCUGAGGGAGGAAGAGGAGCAGAAGGGGGAGACUGUGAGCAGAGAGAUGAAGAAGAUUCAGGAGCAGAUCUCCUCUCUGUCAGACAGUAUCUCUGCUGUUGAAGAAGACCUGCAGAAACCCAGCGUGCCAUUCCUCAGCAGUUAUAAAGCCACUCAGACCAGAGCCAGAGUCCAGCGCUCACAGUCAGAUCCACAGCUGGUCUCAGGAGCGCUGAUAGAUGUGGCCAAACACCUAGGCAACCUGUCCUUCAGAGUCUGGGAGAAGAUGAAGGACAAGGUCCACUUCAGUCCUGUCAUUCUGGACCCAAACACUGCAAAUCCCGGUCUCUAUCUGUCUGAUGAUCUAACCAGUGUGAGACGUGGAGACACAUAUCGGCAGCUGCUUGACAAUCCAGAGAGAAACACAAUGUAUGCCACUGUUCUGGGCUGUGAGGGCUUCAGCUCAGGGAACCACAGCUGGGAGGUGGAGGUGGGAGACCACCCUGUCUGGCUUGUGGGUUUGGCUAAAGAGUCAGUUGAUAGGAAAGGAAAGCGAAAUGCAUCACCAGAAUUUGGAAUCUGGUGUUUAUUGCAUCAAAAUGGAAUAUACACUGAUGGAGCUGGUACGACUGUCAGAGUGAAGAAGAGUCUCCAGAGGAUCAGAGUCCAGCUGGACUAUGACAGGGGGGAGGUGUCCUUCUACGACCCUGAAGUAAUGACUCACAUCUACACUCACAGAGACACUUUCACUGAGAAACUCUUCCCAUAUUUCAGUAUUGGUGCGGCUGGUGAUGCUAAAACCACUGAUAUCAAAAUCUGUCACACUGAGAUGUCUCUGUGACAUUAUUUGUUUCAACUUUUACCAUCAAAAUGUUUGCAUCAUGAUUGCUUGAUAUUUAUUACACUCUAGACUCGUACUUUACAUCUAAACGUCUUUUAUUAUUAUUUUAUAUGUAAUGGUGACGAGGGUUACAGAUUUUUUUGCUCACUGUUUCUGUAGUCUUAAAUAAAUUAUCCAGAGUAGUUUUCAAUUUUGAAAGGUAAUUAAGACUUUACUUAGGCUAUAAUGUCUGUGUAGAAAAUCAGGAUAAAUAAAGGUUAAACCCUUUUCAAAUACCAAAUACUGAAACUAUGUUAUAUCAUCUGGCCUUGAACAUUCAUACAGCUACAAAUCAAUUUGAAUUAUAAAGUAUCAGCCCAGAAUCUUGACUUAAUUUAGACGAAGAGAUUAGAUUAGAGAAGUAUUCACUAUACUAAUAUGCUGUUUCCAAUUGUGUGAUUUAAUCCUUAUCAGACAUCAGUUUUAGUUUGAGAUUUCUGGAUCUUCUGAUGAGUUAUUUCAGUUUCUCUACACUCUACACUCUCUGGCGUCUCAGAUGUACAGUAAAACACCUUCUGGCUCUGACUGAUUGUCUUUUGUUGUUGUUGCUGUCUGAAGUGAAUUAUGCAAAGUGGUUUUCAUCUUCUGAAAUUCAUUUUUGAAACAC
Micropterus dolomieu (smallmouth bass) is the source of this 2252-nucleotide messenger RNA. RefSeq names its product zinc-binding protein A33-like. Lineage: Eukaryota; Metazoa; Chordata; Actinopteri; Centrarchiformes; Centrarchidae. The record is from RefSeq and is a predicted model, not a curated record. Gene Ontology annotation, molecular function: protein binding; zinc ion binding. The transcript has a single exon. Bases 185 to 1606 code for a protein of 473 amino acids.